Messenger RNA from Westerdykella ornata, 1281 nucleotides. RefSeq lists its product as uncharacterized. Gene Ontology annotation, cellular component: mitochondrion; cytoplasm. Gene Ontology annotation, biological process: protein lipoylation. The transcript has 2 exons. The coding region runs from base 1 to 1281 and encodes 426 amino acids. NCBI's taxonomy places the organism in Eukaryota, Fungi, Ascomycota, Dothideomycetes, Pleosporales, Sporormiaceae. The record is from RefSeq and is a predicted model, not a curated record. Gene Ontology annotation, molecular function: lipoyltransferase activity.
AUGGCUCCUUCUCGGGGCCUCUCAAUUCUGCAACAUACCAUCAUGGCGCCUCUGCAGAGCUCAGGCAUCAUGAAGGUUGCACGCCGGGCCUUCUCAUCCUUCUCGGAAAAGCUCUCAAACCCGGCCAACUCGGUGCAAUCGUACGUCUCCCAUAGCAGCGAUCCAUAUCUCAAUCUUGCCAUUGAAGAUCACAUCCUGCGUACGUCGCCGGCGGGCUCAGCGGUGCUCUUUCUCUACACCAAUAGGCCUUGCGUCGUGAUCGGGAGAAACCAGAACCCCUGGCGCGAGGUCAACUUAGGCUUACUGAAAGCAGCGGCACAGGGAAAUAGCAAGCCGCGCGGAAACUCCAAGCCUCCCGCCAUCGGCCAUGUCCAGCUUGUUCGGCGUCGCUCGGGCGGCGGCGCCGUCUUCCACGAUAUGGGCAACGUCAACUGGAGCAUCACCUGUCCCCGCGACGACUUCACACGCGACAAGCACGCUGAGAUGGUUGUCCGAGCGUUGCGUGCUCUAGGCGUUGACCGUGCCAGAGUCAAUGAGCGGCACGACAUCGUCCUCGAUCAGGGUUAUGAGAAGCGGGCCAGCGACCCGAACGACACCCAUCGCACUCCAUACACGGUGGACGACGGCACGGAGCCCAGACCAUUGAAGGUAUCUGGCUCGGCGUACAAACUGACGCGUGGACGGGCGCUACAUCAUGCCACGACACUGCUUGCGUCGCCGAACCUGCACAUAAUACCCCAAUAUUUGCAUUCUCCUGCGAAACCGUAUCUGGAAUCCAAGGGAGUGCAAAGCGUGAGCUCUCCGGUGGGCAACAUCGGCCUGGACACUAGCUCCUUCCAGAAGCGCCUUCAGGACGAAUUUGCUGCCAUGUAUGCGCCGGGAAAAUCAUUGUCUGUCGAGGUCCUUGGCGAGGAGCAUCUCAAUAUCCCGGAGAUCAGAAAGGGCUACGACGAGCUGAGGACAAAUGAAUGGAUCCUCACGCAGACGCCGCAGUUCACGCUGAAACUGGGGCCCUCUCAGUCGGCACAGCAGAGCAUGCCAUCUCGCAUGGAAGUGAACGUGCACCAUGGCAUAAUCAAGGCGUUCGAAUACGAAUCGAAAAUCUGUCCAAGCGCGGUAACAGAAAAGAUCCGGACCUUACUUGUCAAACAGAAACUGCAAGACAUCCAAGAUUGGCGAAGCUUCUUCCAGUCCAACCUCUCUGGAGACCAUCCUGGCCUCUCCGAACUCAUCGAUUAUCUCGAAGAAUAUUUACCGAUUCCGGAGGCCCCAACAGCCUGA